Molecule: messenger RNA, 4137 nt
Organism: Cyanistes caeruleus (blue tit)
Lineage: Eukaryota; Metazoa; Chordata; Aves; Passeriformes; Paridae
Source: RefSeq, a predicted model, not a curated record
GUGGAAAAGGCUCAGGACAUGGUGGAGGAUCUAGCUCUGGUGGAGGUGGGUCAAGUUAUGGAGGUGGAAAAGGCUCAGGAUAUGGAGGAGGAAGCUCUGGCAGUGGAGGCUCCAUCUGUGGAGGAGGAGGAAGCUCUGGCAGUGGAGGCUCCAUGUCCAAGGGGAGCAGCUGCUCUGGAGGUGGAGGAUCUAGCUCUGGUGGAGGUGGGUCAAGUUAUGGAGGUGGAAAAGGCUCAGGAUAUGGAGGAGGAAGCUCUGGCAGUGGAGGCUCCAUCUGUGGAGGAGGAGGAAGCUCUGGCAGUGGAGGCUCCAUGUCCAAGGGGAGCAGCUGCUCUGGAGGUGGAGGAUCUAGCUCUGGUGGAGGUGGGUCAAGUUAUGGAGGUGGAAAAGGCUCAGGAUAUGGUGGAGGAUCUAGCUCUGGUGGAGGUGGUGGGUCCAUUUCUGUUGGAGGGAAAGGUUCAGGAUCCGGAGCGGGUGGAUCCAGUUCAGGUAGUGGAGGCUCCAUAUCCAAGGGUAGUAGCAUCUCUGGAGGUGGAGGAUCUAGUUCUGGUGGUGGUGGGUCAAGUUGUAGAGAAGGUAAAGGAUCAGGAUAUGUGGGGGGAAGUUCAGGGCAUGGAGGUUCCAUGUCUGGAAGUGGUCAGAGCUCUGGUGGUUAUGGAUCUGGCUCCAGCAGUGGGAGAUGCAGCCCCCGCAGUGGUGGGAUGACCUCAGGAGGAGGAAGCAGCUGUGGCAUGAGAGGGUCCACCUCCAGAGGUGAAGGACAGGGAAGUUCUUGUCACAGAGGCUCCAUGUCUGCAGGUGGCCAGAGCUCUGGUGGCUAUGGAUCCAGCUCUGGCAGUGGCAGAUGCAGCCCCCACAGUGGAGGAAUGAGCUCUGGAGGUGGGAGUAGUUGUGGGAGGAGAGGGUCCGUAUCUGGAUGUGGAGCACAGGGAAGUUCAUGUCAUGAAGGCUCCAUGUCUGGAGGUGGACAGAGUUCUGGAGGUUAUGGAGCAGGGUCUGGGAGUGGCAGCAGCAGCACACACAGUGAGGGCAUGAGCUGUGGAGCUGGGAGCAGCUCUAGCAGGAGACGGUCCAUAUCUGGAGAAGGAGCACAGGGAAGUUCAUGUCAUGGAGGCUCCAUGUCUGGAGGUGGACAGAGCUCUGGAGGAUUUGGAUCAGGCUCAGGGAGUGGUGGGAACAGUUCUGGGGGAAGAAUCAGCUCUGGGUAUGGAGGAAGCUCAGGCCGUAGAGGACUGAGCUCUGGUGGUUGCAUUGGUGGUGGAGAAGGAGGCUCAGGGUAUGGAGAAAGCUCAGGUAGGAGAGGUUCCAUCUCUGGAGGUCAUGGGGGAUCCAAUUAUGGCAGUGGUGGAGGAGAAGGAGGCUCAGGGUAUGGAGGAAGCUCAGGUAGGAGAGGCUCCAUGUCUGGAGGUGGUCACAGCUCUGGAGGGUUGGGAUCGGGCUCUGGCAGUGGAGGGAGCAGUUCUGGGGGAGGAAUGAGCUCAGGGUAUGGAGGGAGCUCAGGCAGUGGAGGACUGAGCUCUGGCGGUUGCAUUGGUGGAGGAGAAGGAGGCUCAGGGUAUGGAGGAAGCUCAGGUAGGAGGGGCUCCAUGUCUGGAGGUGGUCACAGCUCUGGUGGAUACGGAUCAGGCUCUGGCAGUGGCAGUUGCAGCCCCCACAGUGGGGGAAUGAGCUCUGGUAGUGGUGGGAGCAGCUCUGGCAGGAGAGGCUCCGUCUCUGGAGGUCAUGGGGGAUCCACUUAUGGCAGCGGUGGCUGUGUUGGUGGAGAAGGAGGCUCAGGGUAUGGAGGAAGUUCAGGAUAUGGAGGUGGCUCUGGCAGGAGAGGCUCCAUGUCUGGAGGUGGAGGAGGAAGCUCAGGUCAUGGAGGAUCCAGUUAUGGCAGUGGUGGUUGCAUUGGUGGUGGAGAAGGAGGCUCAGGGUAUGGAGAAAGCUCAGGUAGGAGAGGCUCCAUAUCUGGAGGUCAUGGGGGAACCAAUUAUGGCAGUGGUGGUUGUAUUGGUGGAGGAGAAGGAGGCUCAGGGUAUGGAGGAAGCUCAGGUAGGAGGGGCUCCAUGUCUGGAGGUGGUCACAGCUCUGGUGGAUACGGAUCAGGCUCUGGCAGUGGCAGUUGCAGCCCCCACAGUGGGGGAAUGAGCUCUGGUAGUGGUGGGAGCAGCUCUGGCAGGAGAGGCUCCAUUUCUGGAGGUCAUGGGGGAUCCACUUAUGGCAGCGGUGGCUGUGUUGGUGGAGAAGGAGGCUCAGGGUAUGGAGGAAGUUCAGGAUAUGGAGGUGGCUCUGGCAGGAGAGGUUCCAUCUCUGGAGGUGGAGGAGGAAGCUCAGGUCAUGGAGGAUCCAGUUAUGGCAGUGGUGGUUGCAUUGGUGGUGGAGAAGGAGGCUCAGGGUAUGGAGGAAGCUCAGGUAGGAGAGGCUCCAUGUCUGGAGGUCAUGGGGGAUCCAAUUAUGGCAGUGGUGGUUGCAUUGGUGGAGGAGAAGGAGGCUCAGGGUAUGGAGGAAGCUCAGGAUAUGGAGGUGGCUCUGGCAGGAGAGGUUCCAUCUCUGGUGGUGGUCACAGCUCUGGAGGGUUGGGAUUGGGCUCUGGCAGUGGCGGGAGCAGUUCUGGGGGAGGAAUGAGCUCAGGGUAUGGAGGGAGCUCAGGCAGUGGAGGACUGAGCUCUGGCGGUUGCAUUGGUGGAGGAGAAGGAGGCUCAGGGUAUGGAGGAAGCUCAGGUAGGAGGGGCUCCAUGUCUGGAGGUGGUCACAGCUCUGGUGGAUACGGAUCAGGCUCUGGCAGUGGCAGUUGCAGCCCCCACAGUGGGGGAAUGAGCUCUGGUAGUGGUGGGAGCAGCUCUGGCAGGAGAGGCUCCAUUUCUGGAGGUCAUGGGGGAUCCACUUAUGGCAGCGGUGGCUGUGUUGGUGGAGAAGGAGGCUCAGUGUAUGGAGGAAGUCCAGGAUAUAGAGGUGGCUCUGGCAGGAGAGGUUCCAUGUCUGGAGGUGGCUUGAGCAGGAGGGGCUCCAUUUCUGGAGGAGGAGGAGGAAGCUCAAGUCAUGGAGGAUCCAGCUAUGGCAGUGGUGGUUGUAUUGGUGGAGGAGAAGGAGGCUCAGGGUAUGGAGGAAGCUCAGGAUAUGGAGGUGGCUCUGGCAGGAGAGGUUCCAUGUCUGGAGGUGGUCACAGCUCCGGAGGGUUGGGAUCGGGCUCUGGCAGUGGUGGGAGCUUUUCUGGGGGAGGAAUCAGCUCUGGGUAUGGAGGAAGCUCAAGCAGGAGAGGCUCCAUCUCUGGCGGAGAAGGAGGCUUAGGUUAUGGAGGGUCUGGUUAUGGCAGUGGUGGUUGCAUUGGUGGCGGAGAAGGUGGUUCAGUAUAUGGACGGAGUUCAGGGUUUGGAGGAGGAAGUUCCAGUAGGAGAGGCUCCAUAUCUGAAUGUGGAGAAAGAGGGAGCUCAGGCUAUAGUGGAUCCAGUUAUGGCAGUGGUGGGUGCAUUGGUGGGCGAGAAGGUGUCUCAGGGUUUGGAGGAGAGUCAGGAUGUGGCGGAGGCUCUGGAUAUGGGGGAGGGUCAGGGCGUGUAGGAAACUCUGGGUAUGAAGGAAUUUCAGGCUAUGGAGGAGGAAGCUCAGGUAGGAGAGGGUCAGAGUCUGGGGGAGGAGGAAACUCCACCUCUGGAGUUUCGGGACUGAGCUCUGCUGGCACCUGCAGCCCUGGCAGUAGUGGAGAAAGAGGUUGGGAUUGCUCUGUAGGGGACAGUUGCUACAGAGCAGGGACUAGUGGAGAUGGGACACCCAUCUGCAGAGAUGAGACAGAGGAACGCAGGUCAGGAGGAGGGUGGUCUUCUCCAAGCACAUGUUACUGGUCUGCCUAUGGAGGUGGCUCAAGUUCAUCUGGAGAUGCUGCCCACAAGUAAAACUUGGAUGCGAAAUCUCACCAGUGGAAUGGGAUGAAGACAGUCCCUCCUUGUCAGGGGCAAUGGGACUUUCCUGCUGUCACCACUGGUCUGGAUGGGCUGUGGAUCAUCCUGAGCUCUCACUGCACAACCACCCCUGGACUCUCCACCCCACUCCUCUGCUGGAUGCUGAUAUUGUGAUGGUGUCCCUUCCUUGGGCUUUCUCAGAACUUUUAAUCUCAGGCUGUGUGGAACCUUUAUCUUUAGCAACUAAAAGCUUGAAACCUUG